GUUAUGUUUUUCAUUACCUGUUUUCUAGUUUUAUUCUUCCUAUUUUGUUUUUUCUAUAACCAAUUGACUUCUUCAAAUUGAAUUGAAGGACUUAAUUUGAAACUUAACCUAGUUUUUACGAUCCGAUUCAUUUUACGACUUAAUCAUGAAAGAUAUUUAAUUUUAAUUGAAUUUUCUAACUUAUUCUUGAUUGUGCCUUAAAAUUUGUGCCCUAGUCAUCUUGCUUGUGGUGUAUAGUUGAUUCUAUGUUUUUUUAAAUUAUUUUUUUUGUCGGCGUUGUAAAAAUUGACGAGAAGUUCCCCUUAAUAGUUUUGUUCAUGGAAUUUGUAUAGUUGGGAUUCUGUUAUUUUUUUCGGGAAUGUGAUAUUUCUUGCAAUUAGGGAUAUCUCCAGAUUUUGGAUUAAUUAGGGAUUUGUAUUUGCUGUGAUAUGCAAAUCAAAAUAUUCUCCCUCUGUCCAAAAUAAUAAAAUCUAAGUACAAAUGAAUAGAAAAUGAGAAAUGAGUGGAUCAUAUGAAAAUAUACCUUAAAUGUGUGGACAAGAGUUAAAAGCAAGAGCAUGGAUCAUGGUCAAAAAUAUAAAUGAGUCAAAUUAAGUGGAACAAACUAAAAAAUAAGGCUAAUUCAUUGGGAUAAAGAGAAUAUGUUUUUACCCAUAUUACGAUUGAUUGACUGAAUGACUGUCCAUGACUAUUGGGAUUGAUUCAUUGGUUGAUGUAGCCUACUCCAAUUUUAUGAAAUUAAGAAUUUGUCAUUGUUGUGCAUUUAAUGACCGUCCAACUUUAUCCUGACUCACUGUCUUUGUGGUCAGGCGAAUAUUUUUCUUUGAUUGAGGGAGUAUAAGGAUGUUGAAAUAUUUUGCUAUGAAUGUUCUGUUGUUUCCUCACGAAUAAUCAAACUUAGCUUAUGUGUUUGGCAUACUGGUGCACAAGUGGUAUUUGUUCUGUAUAUUUUUGAAAACUGCUGCUUUUUGAGGUUUCUUCAUUGGAUUGGUUGAAAUGUCUGAAUUAGUUGAAAGGUCUUGUGACAUAAUCUUGUGAAGUUUGAACAGCUUAAGAGUGAGGUGAGUUUGUUUUCCAUGGAUAAAGGAGUCCCGCCUAGCUUGUUUGCCAAUGAUGGCUCAUUUAUGGAGAGGUUUAAACAACUUCAGCAAGAGAAGAAAAGUGAUAAUGUUGAGGAUUCUAGACAGACAACAAAUGUAUCAAGGAGUUCAACUCCGAACUCCUCUAGUGUAAAAAUCGGUGUGGAUGUUACGAAUAAUAAUCGACGGAAGCCUACUACAGCUUCUUCAGGUGGUAAGCUUGCGUUUAGCUUGAAGCAGAAAUCAAAGCUUGCGGUUCCUUCUGUCAAGUUGAGUGAAGAUGAAGAAGAUGUAGAUUCAGGAAAUGCAUCUGAUGGAGUUUCUGCAAAGCGGCAGAGAUUGAAUCAACCACAUAUAUCUUCUGUGUCAUCCAGAAAAUUUGAUGUUGCACCUCCUUCACCAAGUGAUCCUGCAGUGAAGAUAGCUGCAGACAGGCUAGCAAGUUUUGUGGCUAAAAAGGGAAGGCAAAUUGAGGCUAUUACCCGCCAGAAGAACCCAGGGAAUACUCCUUUCAGAUUUCUGUUUGAUGAAGACUGUAUAGAAUACAAGUACUAUGAAUUUCGUAUUCAAGAAGAGAAGAAAGCACUAGCACCAAGCAAAGAUUUGCAAACUACACCUAGUGGUGAUAUGACUGCUUCAGCGAGCAGUGUUCAUCAAAAGUCAAGUAAUGUGAAUUUGCACACGCCUGCUACUACUUUGUGUGAAGUACAUGAAGCCAGUUCAAUCCAGACAACAUCUGCUAGAAGUGAAUUUGUGUUUGCAGGAGAAUCAUGUUCAUCUGUUUCUGGAUCAGAUCCUAUAGCCAUGAUGGAAUAUUACAUGAAGAAAGCGGCAGCCGAGGAGAGGAAAAGACCACCUAAACAAUCACAAGAUGAAAUGCCUCCCCCAGCUUCUCUUCAUGUGCAAGCUUCUGGAAAGAAAGGUCAUCACAUGGGAGAUUACAUACCACCCGAAGAGUUGGAGAACUUUUUGGCUAAAUGUAAUGAUGCUGCCGUACAAAAAGCUGCGAAGGAGGCUGCUGAUAAGGCAAAAAUACAAGCUGAUAAUGUUGGCCAUAAGCUUUUGUCGAAAAUGGGUUGGAAAGAAGGUGAGGGCCUGGGAAGUUCUAGGAAAGGCAUUGCAGAUCCUAUUUCGGCUGGAAAUGUGAAAAAAGACCAUUUGGGUGUUGGUGCGCAGCAACCGGGUGAGGUCACUCCUGAUGAUGACAUAUAUGAACAGUACAAGAAGCGUAUGAUGCUUGGAUAUCGUCACAGACCAAACCCUCUGAACAACCCGCGGAAAUCAUAUUACUGAAGAAUUGUAGCCACUAAUUGUUACCAGGGAGUUGAGUAUUAUUUUGUGUUUGAAAGAAUUUUAGUUGAAAUGAAAUGCUAAAUACAAGAAUCAUUGUUUUAUUUGCAAGUGGUUGGAUUGAAGAAUGGGUCACCAGUUUACGAUUUGGUCCAUUGAGAGGAUCGUUACAAUAGAUGUCUAUUGUCGAUUUCUGUAAGGAAACCUUAACAAGGUUUACGACCAAAAAAUAACUGGAAUUAUAAGGGACACAAAAAAUAGUUUGCAAUGAAGAACUUUUUA
Molecule: messenger RNA, 2651 nt
Organism: Amaranthus tricolor (Joseph's coat)
Lineage: Eukaryota; Viridiplantae; Streptophyta; Magnoliopsida; Caryophyllales; Amaranthaceae
Product: SURP and G-patch domain-containing protein 1-like protein
Exons: 8
Coding region: 1077-2372 (431 amino acids)
Biological process (GO): RNA processing
Cellular component (GO): nucleoplasm
Molecular function (GO): RNA binding
Source: RefSeq, a predicted model, not a curated record